Molecule: messenger RNA, 393 nt
Organism: Hemisphaericaspora subhashii
Lineage: Eukaryota; Fungi; Ascomycota; Pichiomycetes; Serinales; Debaryomycetaceae
Exons: 1
Coding region: 1-393 (130 amino acids)
Source: RefSeq, a predicted model, not a curated record
AUGGAGAUCGCAGUCUGGCCAUUACGGCCUUAUCGUUUUAUCGUUCUUAUUCAAAGGAUUCCAAACGGUGCAUUGGAGGACUAUGUAAGAGAUUCAGGUUUGAAGCAAUUUUUCUUCGAAUUACUCUUGGAAAGCACCCGGUCUUACUCGAUACGGAUGCUGCUACCAACGGUUUCAGAAGAGCCAACCAUCCUUAUUACGUCUGUUGCCAGCACAAAACAAUAUAUCGAGCAUGCUGGUUACGUAGACCAGGUAAGUUUACUGGCAAUUGAGGUUUUAUCACAAUUCUUGGCGCAAAAUGGAGUUCCUGCAUAUAGGAUUACAUUGGCAGAUCACAAUCAGCAAGCAUCAAGCUGGAAAUUAAUGACCUCUAACCAAGCUUUAGGGUCCUGA